Coregonus sp. 'balchen' is the source of this 11366-nucleotide messenger RNA. The record is from the annotation of a GenBank genome assembly. NCBI's taxonomy places the organism in Eukaryota, Metazoa, Chordata, Actinopteri, Salmoniformes, Salmonidae.
CUAGAACAAUUUUUGGGUGGAGCUUGCACUGAAUUGCCCCUCCCUGUUUCACACAACAAUAUUGUCUAACGGUGUGUAUGUCUUCCAGGAUCAUUCAAACAGAGGAAACGGAAGUCCAUCAUGGUCACUGUGAUGUUGCUCAUUGUGUCUGUGCUCAUCCUUGUCUUUGGACUGGCAGCCACCACCAGGACACAGAACAUCACCGUCGGUGGCUACUACCCUGGAGCCAUUGUAAGUAGCAGUCUAACAUCUUACUGUCUUAGAGACAUGUCAUACCUCAAUGAAAAGAGGGUAACACUACGAAUGCAUUAUGAUGCAGUUAUAAUGCAUCGCAAGACUUGUCAUGAGUAUAUGACCCUCUUGUAAUGUCUUAUAAUCAUCUCGAUCCUGACUAAAUACCAGCCAUUUUGAGUCAGUUGAAAUGUUGAUACACAGAGAGACAUAACGUAUUAUAAGCUUGAUUCUUAUAAUACAUUAUAAAUAUUCAUACAUGCAUGUAUAAUUACAAUAUUAUUAUAAUAAUAAUAAUAAUUAUUAUAACAAGUUAUAAAUGAGACAUUUCCUCACAGUGUCAGGUGUCAGUGUGCAGCGUUAGGACGGAGUCAGGCGCAGGACACAGUACUGAGUAAUAGACGAACUUUACUUGAAAAACAACAAAUCUAAUUUCCACGCAGGGAAAUAACAUCAGCUCACAGCAGUAUAAACACCAAACAAAGAACAAUCACGCACAACACCAUGAGGGAACCAGAGGGUUAAAUAGGGAAACAAAUUAACGUAAUGGGAACCAGGUGUGUACAAUACAGACAAAACAAAUGGAAAACAGAAACGUAGAUCGGUGACAGCUAGAAAGCCGGUGAAGCCGUAGCCGCCCGCACAAGGAGAGGCACCAACUUCGGCGGAAGUCGUGACAGUACCCCCCCCUUGACACGCGACUCCAGCAGCGCACCGACCUCGGGGACGACCCGGAGGACGAGGCACAGGACGAUCCGGGUGGAGACGGUGAAAUUCCUGCAGUAAGGAAGGGUCCAGGAUGUCCUCCACCGGCACCCAGCAUCUCUCCUCCGGACCGUACCCCUCCCACUCCACGAGGUACUGAAGGACCCUCGCCCGACGCCUUGAGUCCAUGAUGGCUCGCACAGUAUACGCCGGGGCCCCCUCGAUGUCCAGCGGGGGCGGAGGAACCUCCCGUACCUCAGACUGCUGGAGCGGACCAGCCACCACCGGCCUGAUGAGUGACACAUGGAACGAGGGGUUAAUACGGUAAUCAGGGGGGAGCUGUAACCUAUAACAUACCUUGUUCAGUCUCCUCAGGACUUUAAAUGGCCCCACAAACCGCGGACCCAGCUUCCGGCAGGGCAGGCGAAGGGGCAGGUUUCGGGUCGAGAGCCAGACCCGCCUCACUGCGGUGGCGGUCGGCGCUCGCCUUCUGUCGCCUGAUGGCCCAUUGCAGGCGCACAUGGGCAGCGUCCCAGGUCUCCUCUGAGCGCCAAAACCAUUCAUCCACCGCAGGUGCCUCGAUCUGGCUCUGAUGCCAUGGUGCCAGAACCGGCUGAUAACCUAAUACACACUGAAAUAGUGACAUGUUAGUGGAGCAGUGGCGGAGGAAGUUUUGGGCCAUCUCUGCCCAGGGGAUUAAAGCCGCCCACUCCCCCGGCCGGUCCUGGCAAUAGGAACGCAGAAAUCUACCCACAUCCUGGUUAACUCUCUCCACCUGCCCAUUACUCUCGGGGUGAAAACCUGAGGUCAGGCUGACCGAGACCCCCAGACGUUCCAUGAACGCCCUCCAGACCAUCGAUAUGAAUUGGGGACCCCGAUCAGACACUAUAUCCUCAGGCAACCUGUAGUGCCGGAAGACGUGGGUAAACAGAGCCUCCGCAGUCUGUAGGGCCAUAGGGAGACCGGGCAAAGGAAGGAGACGGCAUAACUUAGAAAACCGAUCCACAACGACCAGGAUCGUGGUGUUACCUUGUGAUGGAGGAAGAUCUGUCACGAAGUCCACCGAUAGGUGUGACCAUGGCCGUUGUGGAACGGGUAGGUGUCUAGGUGCCUUGCACUAGGCGCACACCGAGCAGGAGGAAACAUAAACCCUCACGUCCUUCGCUAAAGUGGGCCACCAGUACUUCCCACUAAGACAGCGCACUGUCCGACCGAUGCCAGGAUGACCAGAGGAGGGUGAUGGGUGGGCCCAACAGAUCAAUCGAUCGCGGACAUCAAACGGAACAUACAGACGCACAACCGGACACUGGGUGGGAGUGGGGUCCGUACAUAACGCCCGCUUGAUGUCCGCGUCAACCUCCCAUACCACCGGUGCCACCAGGCAAGAAGCCGGAAGUAUGGGAGUGGGACACGUGGACCGCUCCUCUGUGUCAUACAUCCGGGACAGAGCGUCUGCCUUAGCGUUCUGGGUACCUGGUCUGUAGGAUAGGGUGAAAACAAAAUGGGUGAAAAACAUGGCCCACCUUGCCUGGCGAGGGUUCAGUCUCCUCGCCGCCCGGAUGUACUCCAGAUUGUGGUGGUCAGUCCAAAUGAGGAAAGGGUGUUUAGCCCCCUCAAGCCAAUGUCUCCACGCCUUCAGAGCCUUGACAACAGCUAACAGCUCCCGGUCCCCCACAUAGUUUCGCUCGGCCGGGCUGAGCUUCUUCGAAAAGAAAGCACAGGGGCGGAGCUUUGGUGGCGUACCCGAGUACUGAGACAGCACAGCUCCUAUCCCAACCUCGGAUGCGUCCACCUCUAUGAAUGCCAAGGAGGGAUCAGGAUGAGCCAGCACGGGAGCCGAGGUAAACAGAGCCUUCAGGUGACCAAAAGCCCUGUCCGCACCAGCUGACCACUGCAGUCGCACCGGUCCCCACUUCAGCAAGGAGGUAAUGGGAGCCGCUACCUGACCAAAGCCCCAGAUAAACCUCCGGUAGUAGUUGGCAAACCCUAAGAACCGCUGCACCUCCUUUACCAUGGUUGGAGUCGGCCAAUUACGCACGGCUGAAAUGCGGUCAUUUUCCAUCUCCACCCCUGACGCGGACAGGCGGUACCCUAGGAAGGAGACGGACUGUUGGAAGAACAGACAUUUCUCAACCUUGACGUACAGGUCAUGCUCCAACAGUCGACCAAGCACCUUGCGUACCAGGGACACAUGCUUGGCGCGUGUAGCGGAGUACAUUAGAAUGUCAUCCAUAUACACCACUACACCCUGUCCGUGCAGGUCCCUGAAAAUAUUGUUUACAAAGGAUUGGAAGACUGAUGGAGCAUUCAUCAACCCGUACGGCAUGACGAGGUACUCAUGGUGCCCAGAUGUGGUACUAAAUGCCGUCUUCCACUCAUCCCCCUCCCGGAUACGCACCAGGUGCUCCUGAGAUCCAAUUUGGUGAAGAAGCGCGCCCCGUGCAAUGACUCGGUCACACUGGCUAUGAGAGGCAACGGGUAACUGUACUUCACCGUGAUCUGAUUUAUACCCCGAUAGUCAAUGCACGGGCGUAAACCUCAAUCCUUCUUCUUCACAAAAAAGAAACUCGAGGAAGCAGGUGAAGUGGAAGGCCGAAUGUAUCCCUGUCCCAGAGAUUCGGAGACAUAUGUUUGCAUAGCCGCCGUCUCCUCCUGUGACAGAGGAUACACGUGACUCCUGGGAAGUGCUGCGUCUACCUGGAGAUCUAUCGCACAAUCCCCCCGUCGAUGGGGUGGUAAUUGAGUCGCCUUCUUUUUACAGAAGGCGAGAGCCAAAUCGGCAUAUUCGGGGGAGAUGUGCAUGGGGGAGACCUGGUUUGGACUUUCCACCGAAGUUGCACCUAUGAAAACACCUACACACCUCCCUGAGCACUGACGUGACCAUCCCUUCAGAGCCCUCUGUUGCCACGAAAUAGUGGGGUCAUGAUAGGCCAACCAGGGAAGCCCCAACACCACAGGAAACGCAGGAGAAUCGAUCAGGAAGAGACUAAUACUCUCCUCAUGACCCUCCUGCGUUAUCAUACAUAGUGGAGCUGUGACCUCCCUAAUCAGGCCCGACCCUAAAGGACGACUAUCUAAGGCAUGUAUAGGAAAGGGCACAUUAGGGAUCCCUAAUCUAAGUGCAAAUGCACGUACAAUAAAGUUCCCAGCUGCGCCUGAAUCUACUAGCGCCUUAUGCUGGGAAUGCAGGGAAAACUCAGGAAACUCUAUACAGACACACAUGUGCGCAACAGGGAGCUCUGGGUGAGUCAGGUGCCUACUCACCUGGGAUGAUCCACCAGUGCCCUGCCUGCUGCCUCGACUCCCUGGGGAACCUGCCCAGCACCGACCAGCAGUGUGCCCUCUGCGGCCACACUUGGUGCAGGAAACGGCCCCCCUCCUGUCACCCUUAGAGCAGAGACCGCCCGGAAACGGCGGGUGAAAUCCUCGUAGCGAACCAACGUAGCGUCUAUCCCUCCCCAUUCGGCGUUGGCCCACUCCAGCGCUUUCCCCGACAAACAGGAGAUGAGGGCGGACACUCUCUCGUAACCCGAGGGGGCCGGGUGGACGGUCGCCAGGUAGAGCUCCACCUGGAGCAGGAACCCCUGGCACCCGGCAGCUGUCCCAUCAUAGGCCUUUGGGAGCGAGAGCCGAAUCCCACUGGGUCCAGGUGGCGGAGGGGUGGACAGCGGUGUGGAUUGAGGUGAAGUUGAUGGGGUUGUGGGACAAGCUAGAAAGCCGGUGACGACGACCGCCGAUAGCCGCCCGCACAAGGAGAGGCACCAACUUCGGCGGAAGUCGUGACACACAGGAAAAAUGUAGUUAUUAUUUACUAUUCUAUUCUACUGUAAAGCGGGUUAUACCUGCAGACUUUAGGGAAAGUGUUACCGAAAAGGGUAUUCCAUACAAUCCAGGGUAAUAUGCUCUGGCUGAUUUAAACUCUAUUUUACCUCCUUUUGAGUGCUAAUUAAUGAUGGUCUCCCAGAGGGGGGAAUUUUCCCCACAUUCAUUAUUUAGCAUUGUUGUCAUUAGAGGCUAAAAUAUAUACUCAUCGCCUAUAAACUGGCUUCAGAGACCCCAUUUAUAUAACCCUCAGCAUUCUGCCUCAGUAGAAAGCAACAGUGUUGAUCCUAUAGAGAUUAUAUUAUAUUAUUAUAAGCCUUAUAAACAAGAAGCUCCCUAACAGGAAAAAUAAAGUUCCUCUAUUCUAUUCUGUUCUAUUAUAUUAUAUUCAGUGUGCAUGAUGACUAUGCUGUCUCUAAGAAUAAAUAAUAUAUGGUUAUUCAUCUGAAGAAAGACCAGUGAAUCACAGUUCAGAUACAAGAAUAUGGCAGGUACUGAAGAACAAUCUUAGCUAGUAUAGAUCAAGAGAAAUGUUAUUGUGAGACUUGUAUGAAUAGAGCUGAGACUGGUUGUACUUUCACUAUGUCAUUCUUACUGGGAGAUCAAUGCCACCGAUCAUAGAUAUGGGCCCUGUUUGAAUACUUCCGAAAUGCAUCCUUCCUUCCCUUCCUUGAAGUAAUCACAGAUCUGAAUUGGUUGGAUUGAUGUAAGUAAUAGGGUGGUGAUAUUGGACACCUAUGCUAUCAUUUAUAGAUCUGUGCGUAUGUAAAGGACGUCACAAUGCUUGCUUAGCGAGUACCACUUCCUCCCGAUUCGGCCCAUACGUCAACUGCAGCGGUGUAAUUGAUCUGCACAUGUGCCAGCAGCGCAAGCCUCACUCUAUGCUUAUGCGAGUGAGGCUUGGAGUCAGUUCAGAAACAAGGAAAGUAUGCAUCUUAGAAAUAGUUUUCACAUACAAACUUUAUAUGUUCGAACUCAGAAUCAAAUAGGCUUCCCCAAAAUAACAUGGACGCUGUGGUAAAACGUCUAUUAUAUUAAUCGGACUAUUCACAAUCAUUGGAUUAUUGUGUGCAUACUCUGUGUUGGCCGUGUUCCUAUUGGUCAGUCACCGGGAUCAGAACACCAGCCCACACUACACGAUAAAGUUGGGCACUGCUAGAACUUUGUCGGAGCCUACGACCGCACGUAGCGGUACUUAAUCAGACCUAGACCCUGUCACACUGAAUGAGCCAAGACGUACGACGAUCGUUUAUGACCUAAGACCUAGGGUCCCCUGUAGCUCAGUUGGUAGAGCACGGCGCUUGCAACGCCAGGGUUGUGGGUUCGUUUCCCAUGGGCGGCCAGUAUGAAAAAUGUAUGCACUCACUAAACUGUAAGUCGCUCUGGAUAAGAGCGUCUGCUAAAUGACUAAAAUGUAAAAUGUAAGAAUUUGCCCACGAUGUGGAAAUUUGGUCUGGGACGGCAAAAUCAGGGCAUAGGUUUGGCUAAAAUCAUACAGUCUGCAAAGGCCUUUAGCGAGUACCACCUCGACCCAUACCUGGCACGAACUCGGGACCUCUGCCUUGCUAGUAUACGUGACUGACCUCCUGAAGUGUCUUACCAGUCAGUGCCGUGUAAAUAUCUAGCUAUUCAUUGGCGCAAGUGGAGACACUUCAGGCUGAGGAGUAAGUUUCACAUCCCCAUGUGCUACACUUACAUCAAGGAAACAUUUGAACAGGGUAAUUUCCUAUCACAAUAAUUGGGAUUGAUUAUUUCCAGGGAAAGGUCAUUUGGGUGAACCGAAUAGAAGGACCAUUUCCUGAUCCUGAAUGAAUCAACAGAAGUGAAGUGUUGUGUUCUAAUUGCUGUUGAUCUUUAUUACCGUUCAAAUGAAUCUCCCAUUUAGUCCAGUUCGACUGGCGCCCUAACAACAGUGUGCUCUUCUUUCAGCUGGGCUUUGGCUCCUUUCUCGGAAUCAUCGGAGCCCAUUUGAUAGACAAUAAGAGGCAGAUGGUAAGAGUAUUUAUAUUAUACCUGCACUUCCAUAUUCAUUUCUAUGCCAUACCUCUAUAGCUCUCUGCAGACAAACACCGCCAAUAACCCAAUUCAAUUCUUCAAGCUACAGUCACUUGACAUUGAUAGACUACACCCAAAUUGCGGUCUUCACGUGGCAUGAGCACAGAAACAAAGCUACCUUCUCUAGCAGAAUGUGACAGUUAGCUCACAGGGGUUUUAGCAUGGCUAUCAGAACAUGUAUCCUAGCGCUUCUUGCGAGAUGCCGCCAGAAAUAAACGUGUGUAAGAGGAGGACAGAUGUCCACGCAGGAAUGUAUGGAAGGAACUGCAGAUGAGAGCCGUGGGAUGGUGCCAGGGGCGUAGCUACUUCCCCUAGCUACUCCCCCUAGCUACUCCCCCUAGCUCCCGAAAUGAGGAAUGAGUGUGUAGCGUGUCAGCCUUUACGCACAGAAACUGGACGAGGAGGAAAUAGCUGACAGUAAACAACAAACAUCCAACGCACCCUAGUGCAUUCAUCCUACAUCAUACAGUGGAGCUGUUGCAAAAGAACAACAUACAAAUGGAUAUAUUGUGCACCAUCCACAUCCACACAUGUACGCAUGAUUUUAGAAAAGUCAACGUUUUGAAAUAUUUUUGUUGUUGUUGAUGUUGCCACAUAUACACCAAUAUAUUUAGUAAGCAUAGAUGGAAUAUAUUGCCAUGGAAGGAUUCUUGGCUCAGACACAAGUCCCUGCAUUUGCUGGUAGCUGUUGAAUGUGUUGUGUCACUGGCUACUGCUUCCCUCCUAUCCUAUUUUCCCAGGGAGGGCUGCAGGGUGUUGUGGGUGACAGGUAGCCUAGCGGUUAAGAGCGUUGGGCCAGUAACCAAAAGGUCGCUGGUUCAAAUCCCCGAGCCAACUAGGGUCAAAAUCUGUCGAUGUGCCCUUGAGCAAGGCAGUUAACCCUAACUGCUCCUGUAAGUCGUCUGCUAAAUGACUAAAAUGUAGAAAUUGGUGUGUAAUUGAAUACGUGCUGUCUUUCUUUGAGGAGUGGAAGGGACUGAAAAGAGCUGGGCACCUUGCCAGAUGUGGUGCAGGCACCAAGGUGACAGCCAGAGCACUCUAUCACUGUUGCCCUCUACCUCCCCUCGCUGGGAACAUUCAUACUCACGCAGGCUGCAUUCUCAGUGACUUGGCUUACAUCAUGUGUACUCAUAUACACACUCACCUCAUGUAGGCAUGCACACACUAUCAUAGGUCACCUGCAACAGCUGCAAUGCCACAUUAAAUUAGAAGCAGCAGGUAUUGAAAUUAAUCCUAUUCCAACUUCAAUACAUAAUGAAGUAGGUAAUACAUCAUGUGCAGAACAACAAAUACAAUCAUUUAUUAUUCAUUGCAUGAGAAGAUUUCCCCUGAUGUGACUUUGCUAUGGAAGGUAAUAAGACAAAGGUCUGAGUGGAUAACACUUUGUUUCUCUUGUCACUCUUUGUGUCUCUUCCAGCUGGUGGCGUCCAUUGUGUUCAUCAGUUUCGGAGUGGUGGCUGCCUUCUGCUGUGCCAUUGUGGAUGGGGUGUUUGCAGCAAGACACAUUGUGAGUACCAGUACCAAACACAGCUAAUAAGUCAAGUUCUAAUAAGUACCAAACACAGCUAAUAAGUCAAGUUCUAAACAGUAAACGUACAGAAGACAGAUGCACAGAUACCAUGCAGUCAUAUGGAAUGUAAAUGUUUUGGUGUUAUUACAUAGUAACCACACUAGUAACUGAUUUAAUAUAUAAUCUGACCAUCAUUGUUUUUGUACCUUUUUCGAUAUUUUCCAUGAUCAAUUAUUAUUUACAUACUGGUUACUUACGUAUAGAUUAUACGCAUCUUGUUCAUUUGCAUCUUGUGUUGUUGCGGUGUAUUCUGCUGGUGUGGUUGAUGCUGUUGUUUCGUCUCCAGUUAUGUCUAAAACCUAAACAGUAGGAUAAAAUGUGGAUAUGAUGACUUUGUGUUACGCCCCAGGACCUUAGACCUUACUACGCCGGUCGCUGUGAUUUCUACGCCAAUUCAAAAUCCUCUGUUGAUUAUGAAGAUGUGAGUGCACACUUAUUUCCUGUUGACCUCAUAUCACCACUUUGUUGAAAGGUUGCCUUAAAGUUGUUUAAACAUUGCCUUAGAGUUGAAAAUCCAUCAGUUUCACAAUAUAGAGAGCAUGACUCGUAUGCGUUACCGUGUCAUAACAGUGACUACCUGUGUGAAAUCUAGGUUCACUGCCAGACAGCGUCCCGGGCUACCUGUAACUUACGUGUGAAAUCCAAUACCUGCUACUGCUGUGACCUCUACAACUGUGGCAAGUGAGUUUGCUAAGCCUCCUUCACAAAUUCCUAUCAUCAGAGGACUCUUUUGAUAUUAUUUUGCUGCCUGAGGGGCAGCUAAACUCAGCAAAAUUUUAUAGUUUGCUUAGUUUGAUUAUUUACUUGUUUGCCUCAAAUGUAUACCCUUGUGUUGUUUUAAUGUCUUUUUAGUUGCUUUAUGGUCAGCACCGUUGGAAAAAGAAAAUGUGUUAACUUUUUUAAAACUUAUGUUUCAGAGAACAUCCUCUUUUGGGACAUGCGAGUAAAGAUGUUUUGAAAAAGUUUAGAAAAACGUCCAUGAUUUGGAAGUAGGUCCCUUUCUUUAAGCCCCUUGUGAAACAUUGGCAACCCAUUAUUUGUUGUUGUGGUUGAUUUUAAGAGUAGCUAUGUAUAUGUCUUCCUGCUUGGAAUACACCAUGGGAAUGAUUGGAUGCCCUGCCCUCACUCCUACAUGAAGACCAGUCCUCAUAACCGUUUCCCAACUCUCUCUCUUUAGUAGCUGUAGCUACAGUAGUUCCCCCUUUCCAACUUGAUUUGAAACUGUCAUAUGUUUUACAGCCAAAGGUGCACUUAUGUUCAUUUCUAUUCUGUUGAUUUGGGAUUUUCCUGUCAAAAGUACACAAUGAAUGUCGUACGCAUUACACAUUUCUCUUUAGCCUUGCGUCUCAAUAAGGUGGUUCUUACUUACUUCUGUAUGUCUUUACUCUUUCUCCUUCCUGAUCUCGUCCACCCACCUCUCCCACACACUGGCCCAGCCGUGUGGAGCUGAUGGGGGGCUACCACGAGUACACGGAGGUGGGGAGUUGCGAGGACGUGGUGCACCUCUACCACCUGUUGUGGUCCGUCACCAUUCUCAACAUCAUCGCUCUCUUCCUGGGCAUCAUCACCGCCGCCGUGCUGGGAGGCUUCAAGGACAUGGUGAGACAAGCAGCAGGCCACAUCUGGGUUAUAUUCAUUAGGGCACAUCCUAGCAUAACGUUUUAAAGCGUUUUUCAACAGAAAAAAGGAAAGCAAGCGCUUCUUUUUGGAAAAGUCCAGGUAUUCCCUCCCGGAUGCAAAUUCUCAGUAUAUCUGGCCCUUUGAGUGUUGCCCUUUGUCACGCGCACACAUCAUGGACCACAGGUAUCAGUAUUGCUCAUUAUAUCUUUGUGUUUUGGACAGACGCCCAUGCUGAACCCUGACUCGUGUGAAUCAGAGCCCCUUCCAGCAGCCCCUGUCCCCUCAGAGUUUCCAGCUCCCAGCACCUCCUCCUUCAACUCCUACUACAACACUGCCACCUACCUGCCACCCUACACUGCCUACGACCUGCAGGUAAUAUACUACUAAUACCCAUCAUACAUUAUCCCCCACAAAGCCACAACUAACAGGAAUAAUGCGUUAGGACUGAAGACAAACUUGAACUAUGUGUGGGUAAGUCAAACUUUUGAGGAGAUCACGCAUUUAUGUCAAUGAUAAAUAUGCACGAAAAUUCAAGUUACACUGGUGGAUUUCAAGUUAAGAUUCUGUCCUUACUGCUUGACCAUAGGAUGAGUACUGUACAAACUCAAGUCACCUGUCUUGUUUUAACCCCAGCUUAUCUUCCCCCUCCUGUCUCUUCAGGGCUCCAGCAUGAUGUUUCCUGACUCUUCUGGCAUGUCUGAUGACUCCCAUUCAGGGGCUAGCCACAUGUGGCCCACCCUGGUCCCCCCACGCUACUCUCCCCCUUACUUCCCCCCCGACGAGAAGCCCCCACCAUACAGCCCCUAGGAGAGUGGCUGGGCCUGGGAAAGAACAGGGGAGGGCAUCCAGCAUCAUCUCCUCUUUUGCCAGCUUCAUUAGCAACAAUGGGCAUGGAUGGUUGUUAGUGGGCCUUGAAUUUGAACCUGUUUGAAAGAGAGCUGCUGCUACAUCUGGCGCUCCAAACCGUUCUUGAGCAGCCAAGCCUGCCUGAGCUGUGUUGUGUAUACAGAGACAAGGAGUUAGUGGAAGAAAAAAAGAGCAUGCGUCACUGAUGUGACUAGAAGCCAGUGCCAUUUGUCAUAGGAGGGCUGCGAGGCGUCAUUCACCCCCCAAUAAGUAUAGCCUGUUAGGAUUCAGUUAAGCUCAACCUGGAUGGAGCGGGGGAUAUAGCAAGAUGCUGCUUGCCCUACACACUUUGCUCAGCAGACUCUGUCAGUGCCAGUUCGCUCCCUACAUCUUUCCCUUGGCCCUAACUCUUCCAUGUUUGCAUUUCUGAGGGGUCUGGAUAGGUAUAAGCAGUGUAGUGGGGGAUGUAAACAUCCUAUCAUUUACACCUUACAGUUCUGCAAACAUCGAAGGGUAA